Messenger RNA from Vanessa atalanta (red admiral), 809 nucleotides. RefSeq lists its product as uncharacterized. Lineage: Eukaryota; Metazoa; Arthropoda; Insecta; Lepidoptera; Nymphalidae. The coding region runs from base 1 to 720 and encodes 239 amino acids. The transcript is spliced from 3 exons. The record is from RefSeq and is a predicted model, not a curated record.
AUGUAUACAAGGAAGGCUCUAGGUAUUGAAAAACAUAGAAGAUAUGACCCAAAAAGAGAAAGAAUCAUGUCCGUCCAAAGCGGUCCCGCGUCAGAGAAGAGGCAGGUGUUAGAUAGCAGGGCCUUACUUUCAGAAAAUAAUCACGUGAACGUCAUAACAACGGAAACGAGCGAUGCGGUGAUUGAUAACGGUUCAGAUGAUGACGUCAUCGAAGUCGUGAGGGACGAGGCGCCCAUCGAAAUACUGUCAGACGGUGAAGAAAUGGAAAUCGAGAAAUCUAAGCAAGCAAAUGUGUCCUUUUCUCAACAUUUCAACUUCGCCGCGCCAAAUACUCCAGCGGAAACGACAUUAGACGAGAGAGAAUUAAGUGAGCAAGAAGAUCCACUUAAAAGUAAUUUCUGUGAAAUUGAAAACACUUUUACGAUGUCAGCACAUGAAACGAACGCAGUACCAGUCAUCACUCGCACCGCAUCUUUAGAAGACCUGGCUAAGGCAGAUGACAAAUCGAACCAUGACAGCAGCGGUGAAAACUGUUUUAUAAACGUGACUGACGUUGGGAACAGCUCAGAAAACGAGGCGGAGCAACUUAAACAAAAAGUGCAACAAGAUUUAAAUUUAAAUUUAGAAAAAGAUCAAUCAUUAAACAUUAAUGUAUCGGACGUUCCUAUAGAUAACUCAUUAGCCAAUACGAUGACUAGCGACAGUGAGAGAAUGCAGUAGUCGUUAUUUUAUAAUUUAGCUCCACGGUCAAUAUUGAAUUUAUCAAAAUAAUAGUUUUGAUAACUUUGACUAUCAAAGUUCAUGAUUCA